AUGGAGGUGAACUUGGAGAAUAACACUUCUGAAUUACCAUCGGAGUCAUCAGCUGGAGUGCCAAAAGAUCGCAGACGGGAAGCUCUGGGUAACCUCUGCGUUCUUCCCGAUGAAAUAUUGUGUGAAAUAUUAAUCUCUCUCACGCCGCUCGAUAUCGCUCGCCUAUCUUGCGUUAGCAGCGUGAUGUAUAUAUUGUGCAAUGAGGAGCCUCUCUGGAUGAGUCUCUGCCUGAACAAUGUAAAUCGUCAUAUUGAGUACAAAGGCUCAUGGAAGAAAACAGCUUUGCAUCAACUGGAUUUGCCCAAUCAAUAUCAUGAAGCCUGCAAAAGACCAUUGCACUUUGAUGGAUUCAAUUCCUUGUUUCUAUAUAGGAGGUUAUAUCGUUGCUAUACCUCGUUAAAUGGAUUCUCUUUUGAUAGAGGGACUGUAGAAAGAAAAGAGAACAUCUAUUUAGAAGAGUUUCAGAGAGAGUAUGACGGUCGGAAGCCGGUUUUAAUCAGUGGCUUGGCUGAUAAUUGGCCAGCAAGAAAAUCAUGGACAACCGAACAGUUAUUAGCGAAGUAUGGAGAGGAAAAAUUCAGAUUAUCACAGAGGAGUUCUCAGAAAAUAACUAUGAAGUUUAAGGAUUAUUUGUCAUACAUGCAAAUUCAGCACGAUGAGGAUCCUCUAUACAUUUUUGAUGAGAAGUUUGGGAAUUCUGCACCUGACCUAUUGAACGAUUAUAGUGUUCCCCAUCUAUUUCAAGAAGACUAUUUUGACAUAUUGGAUAGCGAGAAACGACCACCUUUCCGAUGGCUCAUAAUUGGACCUGAGAGGUCUGGUGCCUCUUGGCAUGUUGAUCCAGCUCUUACUAGUGCUUGGAAUACUCUCAUUUCUGGCCGUAAAAGGUGGGCGUUGUAUCCUCCCGGGAGAGUUCCUUCAGGAGUGACAGUACAUGUGAAUGAAGAAGAUGGCGAUGUCAAUAUUGAUGGUCCAUCAUCAUUGCAGUGGUGGCUGGAUUUUUAUCCCCUUCUCCCUGAUGCUGAGAAGCCUAUAGAGUGCACCCAGCUUCCUGGUGAGACAAUAUUUGUUCCAAGUGGGUGGUGGCAUUGUGUACUAAAUCUGGAGACAACUAUUGCCGUGACACAAAAUUUUGUGAACUCAAAAAACUUUGAGUUUGUAUGUCUUGACAUGUCCCCUGGUUAUCGUCAUAAAGGAGUCUGCCGUGCUGGGGUUCUUGCCCUUGAUGAGGGAAGUUUUGAAGAUCUUAACAAGAAUGUGUUAUGCUUGGAUAAUAAAUUGAGCUCCUCUGACCCGACCAGGAAAGAGAAGCGGCUCAAGAUGUGCCAACCCUUAGAGGAUUCAAAAAAUGAGAAUGAUACAAAUAGUUUGUCUAAAUAUCAUGGUCUGGGUAGCCUGGAAUUUUCUUACGAUUUAAAUUUCUUAGCUAUGUUUCUGGAUAAAGAGAGGGACCACUACAAUUCUUUAUGGGCCUCAGGCAACUGCAUUGGACAGCGAGAAAUGAGAGAAUGGUUAUGGAAGCUUUGGCUUGGAAGACCAUGGCUCAGAGACCUAAUAUGGAAGGGAGCCUGUAUUGCACUAAAUGCUGGAAAGUGGUUCGAACGAGUGGGAGAAAUUUGUGCCUUUCAUGGGUUGCCCUCACCUCUUCAUGAUGAGAAACUUCCUGUUGGCAUGGGUAGCAAUCCUGUUUAUCUUGUUGCGGAUUAUGCAAUAAAAAUAUUUGUUGAAGAUGGACUGGAAGCUUCUCUUUAUGGUUUGGGGACUGAGCUUGAAUUCUAUAGCCUUCUACACAAAGUGAACUCCCCUUUGAAGAAUUACAUUCCUGGCAUUUUGGCAAGUGGGAUUCUCCUUUUUGAAAAUGGAUUGUAUACAGUAUUCCCUUGGGAUGGCAAGUGCAUACCAGAGGUGAUUGCCAACUGCAAUUUCAUAUCAAUGAAACACAAAAAAAUUGAUUAUCCAUUUGGUGUAUGGAACAAGAAGCAAUUUGAAUGUCAAAAUGCUGGUAUGUUACCAUGCAAAUCAGGAAAUUCUGGAGAAUGCUCUCUAAUAUGGCCGUAUAUUGUGACAAAAAGAUGCAGCGGGGAAAUAUAUGCUGAGCUAAGAGAUACACUCUCGUGGGAAGAUACUUUAAAUUUGGCUUCUUUCCUGGGAGAGAAGCUGCGUAACCUUCACCUCCUGCCUUGUCCAUCUUCUGAUGCUUCAUUACUUACAGUUGGAGAGCAGAUAGAGCUGCCCCAUGAUAAUAGGUUUAUGGAGAUUGCUGCAGAUAAGAUUCACAUUACAGCAGAGUGGAAUUUAUUUAUAAGCACUCUCAACAGGAAAAGAAAGGAUCUCUCAGACCGCCUGACUAAAUGGGGUGAUCCGAUUCCUUGCAAACUGAUUGAGAAAGUUGCUGAAUACAUUCCUCAUGACUUGGCAGAAUUUCUUGAUAUUUUUGAGGAAGUUUGUAAAUCUUGCACCUGGGUACACUCGGAUGUGAUGGAUGACAAUAUCUACAUGACACAAUGUUCCUCAGGAGGAAGUACUUAUCAUUUGCCAGCAGAAGAUGGUUAUGUGAACUGCUACAGUAGCAACAGUGGACAAAAGCACUCUUGGCAUCCUAGCCACAUCCUUGAUUUCAGUAAUUUAUCCAUUGGGGAUCCCAUACUUGAUCUUAUUCCAAUUCAUCUGGAUAUCUUCCGAGGUGAUUCCCGUCUCUUGAAGCAGUUCCUUAAAAGCUAUGGACUUGCAUUGGGGAGAAAAAAAUCACUGAAUGAUUCGGUUGAAGACAAUAGGUUUCAUCGACUCUCAUACAGAGCAAUGUGCUACUGUAUUCUGCAUGAUGAUAACAUUCUGGGAGCUAUUUUCAGCCUGUGGAAAGAAUUAAAGAUGGCAAAUUCUUGGGAAGAAGUUGAGGAAACAGUUUGGGGGGAUCUAAAUGAUUACACAGCCGGCUUCUGA
Messenger RNA from Fraxinus pennsylvanica, 2940 nucleotides. The record is from the annotation of a GenBank genome assembly. Lineage: Eukaryota; Viridiplantae; Streptophyta; Magnoliopsida; Lamiales; Oleaceae.